Molecule: messenger RNA, 1029 nt
Organism: Pediculus humanus corporis (human body louse)
Lineage: Eukaryota; Metazoa; Arthropoda; Insecta; Psocodea; Pediculidae
Product: vacuolar ATP synthase subunit D, putative
Exons: 7
Biological process (GO): proton transmembrane transport; vacuolar transport; vacuolar acidification
Cellular component (GO): vacuolar proton-transporting V-type ATPase complex; early endosome; plasma membrane proton-transporting V-type ATPase complex
Molecular function (GO): proton-transporting ATPase activity, rotational mechanism
Source: RefSeq, a predicted model, not a curated record
AUGAAAGGUUGUGUUUUUAAUAUAGAUGCCGGAUAUUUGGAGGGUCUUUGUAGGGGGUUUAAGUGCGGAAUAUUAAAACAAUCCGAUUAUUUGAACCUUGUUCAAUGCGAAACACUAGAAGACUUGAAAUUACAUCUUCAAGGAACCGAUUACGGUAAUUUUUUAGCAAAUGAGCCAAGUCCUCUUGCCGUUUCCACAAUAGAUGAUAAAUUAAGGGAAAAAUUGGUCAUUGAAUUUCAACACAUGAGAAAUCAUUCUGUGGCUCCUCUUUCAACAUUUUUAGAUUUUAUAACUUAUAGCUACAUGAUAGACAACAUAAUUUUACUUAUUACUGGCACCCUUCAUCACAGACCAAUAUCCGAGUUAAUUCCAAAAUGUCACCCACUUGGGUCUUUUGAACAAAUGGAAGCUAUUCAUGUUGCUUCUAAUCCAGCUGAAUUAUACAGUGCAGUUCUUGUCGAUACUCCAUUAGCACCAUUUUUUGUCGACUGCAUAAGUGAGCAAGAUUUAGAUGAAAUGAAUAUUGAAAUAAUAAGAAACACCUUGUACAAAGCAUACUUGGAAGCAUUUUAUGAUUUUUGUAAGGAACUGGGAGGUACCACUGCUGAUGCCAUGUGCGAAAUUCUGGCAUUUGAGGCUGAUCGUAGAGCCAUUAUUAUUACCAUUAAUUCAUUUGGAACUGAACUUACCAAAGAUGAUAGAGCCAAGUUAUAUCCCAGAUGUGGUAAACUUCACCCUGAUGGAUUGGCAGCUUUAGCCAGAGCUGAUGAUUACGAACAAGUGAAAGCUGUUGCAGAAUAUUAUGCUGAGUACAGUGCUUUGUUUGAAGGAGCUGGUAAUAAUCCUGGGGAAAAAACCUUAGAAGAUAAAUUUUUCGAACAUGAGGUUCGAUUAAACACAAAUGCUUUCCUCCAACAAUUUCACUAUGGAGUAUUUUAUUCUUACCUUAAACUUAAGGAACAAGAAUGCAGAAACAUAGUUUGGAUAUCAGAAUGUGUUGCUCAAAAACACCGCGCUAAAAUCGAUAAU